CGCGGCGCCGGCCCGGGCGGCAGUCGCUCGGAGGCACGCGGGCGGGUCGCGUCGCCCUGCGCUCUCUCGCUGCACCGCUGCAUCGCUGCGCUCGCGAACUCGCGACAAGGUACGCGACGCGACAUCACAUCGCACGCUGCACAUGUUACACUUCACACUUGUGCAUUUUUCAUUCAUCUCUUAGUAGUUUUUAAUUUAUUAUCGUACGCAUCCUAAUCCACGAAAGAACCUUCUCGGGCGCGCGCCUAUUACCGCAAAUUGUAUCCAAGAUUCGGUUAGAUUUUGAAAAUUACGUUUGAAACAAAUAAAAUGAAAUUGCUCGGGUGCGACCGUAUUUGGACACUGUAGUAGGUGAGACGAUCAGUAGUGUAUCAGUGCUUAGUUUCAGUCAUUCAAAGUGCCUAAGUUCAUCAGUCUGUACAUUCACGAACCAAUAGACGGUGUAGUGUAGUGAACUCAUUUAUGUAGAAUUUUCUUGUGAACUGAACUUUUACUGAAGGAAGAAGAUAGUGUUUUUGACUUCCAAGCGCUUCUGUGUUCACCGAUUAUGAUAUAAAGUGAUGGGGCGGAUUCCGCGCACGCGGCGCAGCGGAGCGGCAGGCGGCGCGCGCGCAGGCGGGCCGGAGGGCGCGGCGGGCGCGGCGGCGUAGCGCGGCGCGGUGGCGGGUGCGCGCGCGUCGGCGCCGGCGCAUGCACGCCACCGGCCACACGGACCGCUCGGGCGGCGGCGGCGGCGGCGGCUCCUGGCGCCUCCCGCCCGACGAGACCCUACAAGUCGCCGACCCCAAGUCCGCCAAGGAAGAGGACUUAUACCAAGGAGAUGGCCACAACUGGCGGAGCAUCAUAUUUUCUUUGAUGGUCAUCAGUUUUGUCAUAGCUGGUAUUGUCACAGCUAUUUAUCUAUUGGGGUAUGUGGACGAGUUACUGUACUGGUCGGGUCGUCGCAUGCGCCUGGACGAGUUCCUGCACGGGGACCUGACGGGCGAGCGGCUGCCGACCACGUGGGUGAGCUCGCACCAGCUCGUGUACCAGGCCGACGACGGCGGCUUGCUGGCGCUCGAUACCUUCAACAACACGCUCUCUGUUCUCGUCACCAAUCAUACAUUAAGGCAGCUAAAUGUGCGAGGCUACCAGUGCUCUCCGAACUUGCGCUACGUGCUCUUUCAACACAAUAUCAAAGAGGUUUACCGACGAACGUUUACUGCGCACUACACCGUUUAUGACGUCACAAAUGACCACCACAUCCCGUUGUUCGGCGAGGGUCAGCGCAGCUGGGAGUGGCAGCACGCGGCGUGGCUCGGCGAUGACGGCUCGCUGCUGCUGGCGGCCGACAACGAGGUGCUGGCCAGGCCCGGUCCGCCCGCCCGCCGAGCGCCCCUGCUACGGCUCACCACCGACGCCUCGCCUGGAGGAGUCUACAAUGGCGUGUCCGAUUUUCUCUAUCAAGAGGAGGUGACGAAAACGCCAUCGGCGACAUGGGGCUCCGCGGACGGGACUCUGGUGCUGUACGUGCAGUACGACGACCGCGCGGUCUCCGAGCUUCGCAUGCCUCGCAUCGCCGACAGCAUCGGCGGCGCGGGCGCGGCGCGGGCCGGCUUCCUGCAGCUGCCCACCAACAACGCCUCGGCGCACAUUGUCUUCCCCGACCAAGUCACUGUCAGAUAUCCCACGCCUGGCAGUUCGAUACCAAAGGUAAAGUUAUGGAUAGUAAGUGUUCAAAACGCAACCUCACCGCCGAGAUGGGAAGUGAGGCCUCCAAGUACGUUAGAUGGAAUAUUUAUGUUUUCCAGGGAAUAUUAUCUCAUAUCAGCCCAGUGGGUGGGCAAAGACAAUUCUCAUGUAGGUGUAGUGUGGAUGAAUCGAGCGCAAAACCUUACAGUUUAUAGCAGUUGUUAUGCUCCGAAUUGGACUUGCACGGAGACUCAUUCAGAAAAAGCGACAGAAGAGCCAUGGCUAGAGGUGCACCAACAGCCGGUGUACUCAGAGGACGGGAGUGCGUUCCUCCUCCUAGCCGCGGUGCAGGAGGGGGGAGGCCAGUACUACACGCACAUCAAACACGUGGACGUGCUGCGCCAGCGCAUGGCGGUACUCUCGCACGGGAAGGUCGAAGUCGCCGAGAUCCUGGCAUGGGACCAGGAGAACCAUUUAGUUUAUUAUUUAGGCAGUGCAGACAGGCCUGGUCAGAGACAGGUGUACGUAGUUAGAGACCCGAGCUACGGCGGCGGCAGUAACUCGGUGAAGGCGCGGGCGGAGCGCGAGGAGCCGCGGUGCCUGACGUGCGAGCUGGCGGUGUGGCCGGCGCGGCUGCACUACGCCAACUGUUCCUUCUGGCGCGCCACCUUCUCACCAGCGAGGCCGAGGCUGGGUAUCACGCACUACGUGCUCGAGUGCGGGGGACCCGGCCCGCCGCUUGCUGGACUGCACGACGCUAGGACUCAUAAGCUAGAGAGAAUAUUAUAUGACACGAGGCCUUAUAGAUCAGUACGACUACGCGAAUUAGCGCUGCCGACGCGGCGGUCCUUCGAGGUGGCGCUGGGCAGCGGCUCCAAAGCGCGGGUGCAGCUCCUACUGCCGCCGUCCUGGAGGGAGGAGCUAAGAGACGCUGCCUUCCCUGUGCUUGUUCAUGUCGACGGCAGGCCGGGCAGCCAGCAAGUGACUGAGGAGUUCCUUGUAGACUGGGGCUCGUACAUGUCGUCCCGCAAUGACGUGGUGUACGUCAAGUUGGACGUGGCGGGCGCCAGGGGACUGCCCAGAGCGCUGCUGCGAGGCCGCCUCGGAGGGGUGGAGGUCGCUGACCAGUUGGCUGUUAUUAGAUAUUUAUUAGAAACGUUCAAAUUCCUGGACGUGACGCGCGUGGCGGUGUGGGGCUGGGGCUACGGCGGCUACGUGACCGCCAUGCUGCUGGGCUCUCAGCAGUCUACCCUCAAGUGCGGCAUAGCUGUCUCGCCCAUCACUGACUGGCUGUACUAUAACGCGGCGUUCACGGAGCGCAUCCUGGGCCAGCCGUCAGUGAACUACAAGGGCUACGUGGAGGCGGACGCGUCGCAGCGCGCGCACCACGUGCCGGCGCACGCGCUGUACCUCGUGCACGGGCUCGCCGACCUGUCCGCGCCCUACCCGCACGCGCUGCAGCUCGCCAGGGCGCUCACUGAUGCUGGCGUGCUGUUUAGAUAUCAGGCGUACGCCGACGAAGGUCACGACCUAAAAGGGGUGAUCGAGCACGUGUACCGUUCCAUGGAGGACUACCUCCGCGAGUGCCUCUCCCUCGACCCCGAGGACACCAAGCUACCGCCGCCCGACAGAUAGGCCUCACUCUCCUAUUGUUAUCAUAAUUAUGUAAAUAUGUACAUGAGACAUAGUGCUUUAAUCAAAUGUGUUCCCCACGGUCGGCGGCGGACACCGCGCCGCCACUCCGUGCGAAACCUCUUGUGAUUAGUAUUAAGUACUUAUGAAAUUUGUUAUGAUGAAUAAAGUUGCAUGAAUUGGAUUACUAAAACACUAGUAUUAGUGAAAUAAUUAGGUUGAUUUUAUAAUAGAUAGAUACCAGACGACGGGCUACGAAAGUAAGAUAACUUCUUCGAAUUCAAUAUUUCCUCAUCGAAUCCAUGAUUCAGCUUCAGCACCAUUCGGCUAAACUAUCGUACUGUGUCUUUUGCUAGCUCCUAAGAGCCUAGAUAGGGAAUAAAUUGUAGACAUGGAUAAAUCUCGAUAGAUAUCAAACACUUUUGUAAGGUGACUACGUACUCGGUACGGUAGACAGCCACAGAUCGUCGUCACGACUACAACCCCGAGCUUGUUCUAUUAGGCUUUUAAUACUAUUUUCUACUGCGCCUUUACUAUCAAGCUUUUCUAUUUUAUCUCUUCCUAUAGAAGUGUCCACUUGUACUGUACAUAAUGUUUAUAUUACACCGUUAUGACAAAUGUUCAAUUUAUGUAACGAUAGCUGACUGACUGGAAUACAAACUCAAUUUUGUUACGUGUCGUCGAAUCUAUAAGUUUCGUGUGAUACUUUACAUGACCUUCCAUUCAGGUGGCUUCUGAAGGUAAAGAACCUCCUUUAUAUGUGAAGCCAACAAAAGUGAUUGAGGCCCACUGAAUGAAUGGUCACAUAUCGUACUUCGAUAAUUAUAAUUGUUGUUAAACACUUAAACUACGAAAUGAGGAGCUUAUCAUUUAGGGAAAAUUUACUAGGCCUUUUGAAAUUAAUGUUUACGUUACAGAUAUUUAAAAUGUUAUGUUUUGUAAAAUUAUAGCGCUGUUGAAAAUACCUCAUGCGACAAUGUACAUAUAAUAAUUCUAAUCAUAUGUAAUUUGAUAGAAUGAAACGCGUUUUAUAGUGACUUAUAAUGUUUAGAAAUGAAGUGACCUUGAUCAUCCCCUAACCUUAGCUGCUUUGGCUCCAUCACAUCAUCAUUUCCUAAUCUUCCUAGUCGAUAAGAGUCGGCCGGAGAGCGCCCCGAGCCAAACUCAGUCCCCAAACUUCGUAGUCAGUGGGCAUCACUUCACUGUACCACUCAAAACAUUUGAGUAGGUAUUAAGCUUGUACAAAAUAGUCUAUAAAUUGAGCUAGAAAAUUUGCCUUUCUGAUAGAUAUUUCAGUAACGCAGUCUCUAAGUUGAAUCAAGAUGUUUGAAGUUGUGAUGUCUAUGUAUGUACAUAGAAGACAAGAUGGAAGGUAGGGGUGUCGCUCGGCGGUCGUGGCGGCCGCGGCGACACCCAUUGUUGUUGAUUUCCGUAACUGUGACAUAAUUAGAUAAUUCAUUGUUGUUGUAUAGAGAUAAUAAACGUUUGCCGAUAUUGUUAAGUGUUAUCGGAUACCUGCAUAGACGCAUAUCGUACAUUCCAUGUUUGUGAAGACUGCCAAUUUGGUCUAAAUUUUACAAUCAUUGUACUAAUUAAAUACCUACGAUACGUCGAUGAGAUUAAUUUCAAUUGCCGUUAUGGUCUUAAGGAUGCUGUGAUUCUUCUAUUGCAUAAUUGUAACGAUAAUGGAUUAAAUUAUAUUAAAUAAAUAAAUCAUAAUGUCUGCAUCUGACAUUGCGUAGGGCCUAGUGAAAUCGAAUUCGUUGUAAUUAUUAAAAAUAAUUAUCAUAAGGUUAAUGUUAAUUUAGAUAUUUUGAGAAAUUCUUCCAUUAUAAAAUAAACAAUAUUGCUUUGUUCUCCAAUUAUGAAACUAAACAUAGACAAUAUAAUACGGGCUACGUGUACAUCACACACAUAUGAGAUUUUAUAGUUAGAUAAAAUACGAGAGAGUUCGGAAACCGGGUGCUUUAAAUUUUACAUCAUGUUGUACGUAUUGAUUUCAUUAGCGAAUGUUCUCUAGUUGUAGUCGCGAGGCGCUGCGCCGGCGCACCACGGCCGC
Messenger RNA from Helicoverpa zea (corn earworm), 5362 nucleotides. RefSeq names its product inactive dipeptidyl peptidase 10. Bases 691 to 3306 code for a protein of 871 amino acids. Lineage: Eukaryota; Metazoa; Arthropoda; Insecta; Lepidoptera; Noctuidae. The record is from RefSeq and is a predicted model, not a curated record. Gene Ontology annotation, molecular function: dipeptidyl-peptidase activity; serine-type peptidase activity. The transcript has 18 exons. Gene Ontology annotation, biological process: proteolysis.